Molecule: messenger RNA, 1700 nt
Organism: Helianthus annuus (common sunflower)
Lineage: Eukaryota; Viridiplantae; Streptophyta; Magnoliopsida; Asterales; Asteraceae
Product: rubisco accumulation factor 1.1, chloroplastic
Exons: 2
Coding region: 123-1487 (454 amino acids)
Cellular component (GO): chloroplast
Source: RefSeq, a predicted model, not a curated record
UGCAGUGGAAAUAUCAAAUAUCUGUUGACAGGUAUACUCUAAAAUAACCACCCAAAGGAUAACGUUCUCUUCAACCUCCCAAUUCAAUUCAAUCCAAUAACCCACAACCCACCACCACCAUCAUGUUCUCUUACACUCUAAACCCACCACCACCACCCACCACCCAUUUCCUCCACACCCCCUUCCUCUCACCACCCCUCACCACCCUAACCCCCCACCACAAACCCACCAAACUCCACCGCACCACCACCUCCGCCAUCAUCAUCCCCUCCUCCUCAAACCCACCACCCAAACCCAACCCACAACAACAACAACAACUACAAAAACUCUACCAACCCUUUCGCCCACCCCCCUCCCAAUCCCCUAUCCCACCCAAAUACCGCAAUCUCGACACCCCCGCCCGCCUCGAUGUUCUUACUAACCGUCUUGGCGUCUGGUAUGAGUAUGCUCCACUCAUACCACCGCUUAUUCAAGACGGGUUUGACCCCUCUACACUUGAAGAGAUUACUGGGAUAAGUGGUGCUGAGCAGAAUAUACUUGUGGUGGGUGCUCAGGUUCGCGAGUCGUUGGUUCAGUCGGAUGUGGAUUCUGAGAUACUUGAGUUUUUUGAUAAGGGUGGUGCUGAGUUGUUGUAUGAGAUUCGGUUGUUGACGAAUAAUCAGCGGGCGGAUGUCGCCAAGUAUAUGUUGGAGAAUAAGUUUGAGCCGAGUGAUGCGCAGGAGCUCGCGAGGGCGAUUAAGGAUUACCCUCGUCGACGAGGUGAUCGUGGGUGGGAGCGCUUCGAUUACACACUUCCUGCCGACUGUUUGGCGUUUAUGUACUACAGACAAGCACUUGAGUAUCGGGAAUCCGAGUUGAGGUUAUCCGCAUUGGAAAAGGCUUUGUCUGUGGCGGUUUCAGACCGAGCAAAAGAAUGGAUUACAAAGGAAUUGGAGGGAAAGAUCAACGAGGGAGAAGGUCAAGGAAGAGGCGGGGGUGUAAUCGACGGAGUUAAAGUCCCGGUGGUGAGAUUAAACCUGGGUGAGAUCGCGGAGGCGACAGCUGUGGCGGUCUUCCCGGUUUGUAGUUCCGAGGAUAAGAGUAAAGGGGUGGAGGAGGCGCCGUGGGAGUAUCGGGGUAAAGGGGGUUUCGGCAUUGUGGAGGCGGAUAAAGGGUGGAAGAGAUGGGUGGUGUUGCCGGCGUGGGCCCCGGUAAUGGGGGUGAAGGAAGGGGGAGUGGCGGUGGCGUUUUCGGACGGUCGGGCUUUGCCGUGGAGGGUGAAUCGGAGGUAUAAGGAGGAGUCGAUAUUGGUGGUGGCGGAUCGUGGGCGGAACGAGGUUACCGAAGACGAUGGAUUCUUUUUGAUAUCGAGUGAAGAUGAGUUGAAGCUUGAGAGAGGAGCUACAUUGAAGGAGAAAGGAUGUACGGAAUGUCUUGGAAGUGUGGUUAUUGUUGUUAGGCCACCAAGAGAAAGUAAUGAUGAUAUUUCUCCAGAGGAGUGGGAUUAGAACAUUAGCAGAUUCUGAUGAUUGAUUUUGUUUUUUUAAGGUUGUUCAUGUCGUUGGAAUGGUCGGGAGAUUAGUGUGUAUUGUGUUGCACUUGAAUCUAUGUCAGAUUCACUUCAACACAUGCAUUAUAAUGUUAUUGUUUACAAACACUUUUAGCAAAAUGCCUUGCAAUAUUAUUCACUUCAACCAGUAUAGGUUAAAGGUAUUAUAGAA